GCGGACGUGGACCGGCCAGGUCCGCCCUUUCAUGUAGUUCUGGGGAAUGAGGCGUGUGAUGUGGACUCCAUGGUGUCUGCUUUGGCCUUCUCCUAUUUCCUGUUCAAGACAGCACACGGUGACACGGUCCCUUUGCCGCUGCUCAACAUCCGCCGGUCCGAGCUGGUUCUGCGGUCAGACAACGUCUUUCUGCUGCGCCAGGUCGGUUUGUCUCCAGAACUUCUGCUCUUCAGGGACCAGGUGGACCUGCGGGCUCUGCGGCGGGCCGGCCGCCUGCGGCUGACGCUGGUCGACCACAACGUCCUGCCCAGUUCCGACUGUGACCUGGAGGACGCUGUUGUUGAGGUAAUUGACCAUCAUCACCAGGAGAGAGAGUCCAACCCCACCUGUCCUGUUACCGUGGAGACGGUGGGAUCCUGUGCUACCUUGGUGACUGAGCGGAUCCUCCAGAAAGCCCCUGAGAUCCUGGACCAGCAGCUAGCUCAGCUGCUCUACGGAGCCAUGGUUCUGGACUGUGUCAACAUGGAUCCUGCUGCAGGGAAAGUCACUCCCAAAGACAGUCAGUACGCCGAGGCUCUGGAGCGGCGCUUUCCCACUCUGCCACCGAGGGGCGCUCUCUUCCAGUCUCUGCAGAACGCAAAGUUUGACGUUUCAGAUCUAAACACGGAGCAGAUGCUUCUGAAAGACAUGAAGGCCGUUUCUGGAUCUUUAAAUGUCGCCAUCUCUGUUCUCUACAUUACACUGGAGGUGAGCCAGUACCUGGAGCAGAGCUGUAGCCCCGCCCUGGACCUCUGCCCAACCAGCACUCCCCUUCCUCACGUCUCAGCCUAUCAUCAAGGAAACAGGCUGGCCUCCAGGAAGAAGCUCCUCCCCCUGGUGAAAGCCUGUCUCAGGGAGCAGCAUGGAGGCGGGGCCCUCGGCCCGGGAGAGGAGGAGUCAGACGUUCCUCCAACACCCAUGAACAGUCUGGUGGAGGGAUGUCCUCUGAACGAAGGUCUGCCUCAGAUCAGUGUUCAAGACCUGCAGGAGAAGGUCAGCAAGCUGGAAGCUGCUGACCUUUGACCUGUGGCCUGGAAUAAAAUAUAUUUAUCAAGCUG
Molecule: messenger RNA, 1097 nt
Organism: Oryzias melastigma (Indian medaka)
Lineage: Eukaryota; Metazoa; Chordata; Actinopteri; Beloniformes; Adrianichthyidae
Gene: prune1
Product: prune exopolyphosphatase
Cellular component (GO): cytoplasm
Molecular function (GO): exopolyphosphatase activity
Source: RefSeq, a predicted model, not a curated record